Molecule: messenger RNA, 7335 nt
Organism: Urocitellus parryii (Arctic ground squirrel)
Lineage: Eukaryota; Metazoa; Chordata; Mammalia; Rodentia; Sciuridae
Gene: Agrn
Product: agrin
Biological process (GO): receptor clustering; neuromuscular junction development
Molecular function (GO): calcium ion binding; laminin binding
Source: RefSeq, a predicted model, not a curated record
GCGGCCCGGCCCGCGCGCUCUCCCGGCCGCCUUCCGCCGUCCUCGGCUGCGCCAUGGCCAGCCUGCGGCCGUCCGGCCCGGCUCCAAUGCGGCCACUGCUGCUGCUCUUGGUGGUGGCCGCGCACACCCUGCCCAUCGCCGGCGGGACGUGCCCGGAGCGCGCGCUGGAGCGGCGCGAGGAGGAGGCGAACGUGGUGCUCACCGGCACGGUGGAGGAGAUCCUCAACGUGGACCCGGUGCAGCACACGUACUCUUGCAAGGUUCGAGUCUGGCGGUACUUGAAGGGCAAAGAUGUGGUGUCCCAGGAGAGCCUUCUGGAUGGUGGCAACAAGGUCGUCAUUGGUGGCUUUGGAGACCCCCUCAUCUGUGACAACCAGGUGUCUACCGGGGACACCAGGAUCUUCUUUGUGAACCCAGCACCCCCCUACCUGUGGCCAGCCCAUAAGAAUGAGCUGAUGCUCAACUCUAGCCUCAUGCGGAUCACCCUUCGCAACCUGGAGGAGGUGGAGUUUUGUGUAGAAGACAAACCUGGGACCCACUUCACACCAGCACCUCCCAUGCCUCCUGACGUUUGCAGGGGAAUGCUGUGUGGCUUUGGCGCGGUCUGUGAGCCCAGUGCAGAGGACCCAGGCCGGGCCUCCUGCGUGUGCAAGAAGAGCGCCUGUCCUGCUGUCGUGGCGCCAGUGUGCGGCUCAGAUGCCUCCACCUACAGCAACGAGUGCGAGCUGCAGCGUGCACAGUGCCGCCUGCAGCGGCGAAUCCGCCUGCUCCGCCGCGGACCCUGUGGUUCCCGGGACCCGUGCUCCAACGUGACCUGCAGCUUCGGCAGCACCUGUGCCCCCUCCGCCGAUGGGCAGACCGCCUCCUGCCUGUGUCCCACGACCUGCCGCGGGGCCCCGGAGGGCACCGUGUGUGGCAGUGAUGGUAUGGACUACCCCGGUGAGUGCCAGCUGCUGCGCCGGGCAUGCGCACGCCAGGAGAACAUCUUUAGGAAGUUCGACGGCCCCUGUGACCCCUGCCAGGGAGCCCAGGCUGACCCGAGCCGCGUCUGCCGUGUGAACCCGCGCACUCGCCGUCCAGAGAUGCUCCUGCGCCCAGAGAGCUGCCCUCCCCGGCAWWUGCCUGUGUGUGGGGAUGAUGGGGUCACCUAUGCAAACGACUGCGUCAUGGGCCGCUCAGGGGCUGUCCGCGGUCUGCUCCUCCAGAAAGUGCGCUCUGGCCAGUGCCAGCCUCGAGACCAGUGCUCCGGGACCUGCCAGUUCAGUGCCGUUUGCCUGUCCCGCCGUGGCCGACCCCGCUGCUCCUGCGACCGUGUCACCUGUGAUGGGGCCUACAGACCGGUGUGUGCCCAGGAUGGGCACACGUAUGACAACGACUGUUGGCGCCAGCAGGCUGAGUGCCGGCAGCAGCGAGCCAUCCCUCCCAGGCACCAGGGCCCGUGUGACCAGGCUCCGUCCCCGUGCCGGGGGGUGCAGUGCGCAUUCGGGGCGACCUGCGCCGUGAAGAACGGGGAGGCUGCGUGCGAGUGCCAGCAAGUGUGUGCAGGCGCCUACGACCCCGUGUGCGGCAGUGACGGCGUCACCUAUGGCAGCACCUGCGAGCUGGAGGCCAUGGCCUGUGCCCUUGGGCGGGAUAUCCGGGUGGCCCGCAGAGGACCCUGUGACCGAUGCGGGCAGUGCCGUUUUGGAGCCCUGUGCGAGGCCGAGACCGGGCGCUGUGUGUGCCCCUCUGAGUGCGUGGCCUCAGCCCAACCCGUGUGCGGUUCUGAUGGGCACACGUAUGCCAGCGAGUGUGAGCUGCAUGUCCACGCCUGCACACACCAGAUAAGCCUGCAUGUGGCAUCAGCUGGACACUGUCAGACCUGUGGAGACACGGUGUGUGCCUUUGGGGCUGUGUGCUCAGCCGGGCAGUGUGUGUGUCCUCGUUGUGAGCGCCCCCCGCCUGGCCCCGUGUGUGGCAGCGACGGGGUCACCUACCGCAGUGCGUGUGAGCUACGGGAGGCUGCCUGCCGGCAGCAGAAACAGCUUGAGGAAGCCCGGGCAGGGCCCUGUGAGCAGGCUGAGUGUGGCUCAGGAGGCUCYGGCUCUGGGGAGGACAGCGAGUGUGAGCAGGAACUCUGCCGGCAGCGAGGCGGGGUGUGGGAUGAGGACUCRGAGGAUGGACCCUGCGUCUGCGAUUUCAGCUGCCAGGGUGUUCUCAGGAGCCCGGUGUGCGGCUCAGAUGGGGUCACCUAUGGCAGUGAGUGUGACCUGAAGAGGGCCAGGUGCGAGUCUCAAGGAGAGUUGUACGUCGCAGCUCAGGGACCCUGCCGUGGCCUCACCUUGGCCCCGCUGCUGCCUGCAGCCCCCGCUCACUGUGCCCAGACCCCCUACGGAUGCUGCCAGGAUAAUGUCACUGCUGCCCGGGGUGUGGGCCUGGCCGGUUGCCCCAGCACUUGCCAGUGCAACCCUCAUGGCUCCUACGGAGGCACCUGUGACCCAGCCACAGGCCAGUGCUCUUGCCGGCCAGGUGUGGGCGGCCUCAAGUGCGACCGAUGUGAACCUGGUUUCUGGAAUUUCCGUGGCAUCGUCACUGACGGCCGGAGCGGCUGUACUCCCUGCAGCUGUGACCCCCGGGGUGCUGUGCGGGAUGACUGUGAGCAGAUGACGGGGCUGUGCUCCUGUAAGCCAGGCGUYGCUGGUCCCAAGUGUGGGCAGUGUCCUGAGGGCCACACCCUGGGCCCCACCGGCUGUGAGGCAGACCCUUCAGCACUGGUGACCUGCGCGGAGAUGCGCUGUGAGUUUGGCGCUUCCUGCGUGGAAGAGGCAGGUUCUGCCCACUGCGUCUGCCCAGCCCUCACCUGCCCAGAGGCCAGUGCCACCAAGGUCUGUGGAUCAGAUGGCAUCACCUACGGCAGCGAGUGCCAGCUGAAGACCAUCGCCUGCCGCCAGGGCUUGGACAUCUUCACCCAGAGCCUCGGCCCGUGCCAGGUGGCUGUCGUUCCUGGCGCCCACCCGACCUCCAGGGCCACGACCCCGGGGCGCUUGCCGAGCGAGCCUCUGCUGCCUCCACCCAGUGCCCUCCCCCUGGCUCCCAGCAGUACCCCCCAGAGCCGGCCCGCCCCUCCACCCACCUCACGACCUCGGACCACAGCCAGCACCCCCAGGACCACAGCUCGRCCCGUGCUGACCAUGCCCCCCAUAGAGACCUCCACUGCAACCAGUCUGUCCGCCUCUGCCUUUGGAGAGUCUGGCAGCACUGAUGGGAGUGGCGAUGAGGAACUAAGUGGGGACCAGGAGGCCAGUGGGGGGGGUUCCGGGGGACUGGAACUCUCCAUGGACAGCAGCAUGGUGACACAGGGACUACCCAUGGAGAGAGCCUCCUGCUACAACUCACCUUUGGGCUGCUGUUCGGAUGGCCAGACACCUUCACGGGACGCAGAGGGCUCCAACUGUCCUGCCACCAAGGCGUACCAGGGCGUGCUGGAGCUGGAGGGGGUCGAGGGGCAAGAGCUGUUCUACACACCCGAGAUGGCCGACCCCAAGUCGGAGCUGUUUGGGGAGACGGCCCGGAGCAUCGAGAGCGCUCUGGACGACCUUUUCCGGAACUCAGACGUCAAAAAGGACUUCCGGAGUGUCCACCUGCGGGACCUGGGGCCUGGCCGAUCAGUCCGUGCCACUGUGGAUGUGCACUUUGACCCCACCACAGCCUUCAGAGCACCUGACGUGGGCYGGGCCCUGCUGCGGCAGAUCCAGGCCUCCAGGCGCCGGGCCCUGGCGGUGCGGAGGCCUCUGCAGGAGCACGUGCGGUUCGUGGACUUCGACUGGUUUCCUGCGUUCUUCAUGGGAGCCACCACAGGAGCCACCGCUGCAGUGGCCACGGCCAGAGCUACCACUGUGGGCCCACCACCUUCCUCCGUGACCCCUCGGGUCCCCCCCAGUCACACCAGCAGGCCCAUUGGAAGGACCACGGCCCCCCCACACACACGCCGGCCCCCCACCACAGCUCCCGGCCAUGUGGCUGGACACUGGCCUUUGCUCCCCAGUCCCAAGCAGCACCCAAGGUCCUGUGAUUCUCAGCCCUGCCUGCAUGGGGGGACCUGCCAGGACCAGGACUCUGGCAGGGGCUUCACCUGCAGCUGCCCGGCAGGCCGGGGAGGCACCUUCUGUGAGGACGUGCUGCGCCCCUCUGUCUCUGUUCCUGCCUUUGGGGGUGCCUCCUUUCUGGCCUUCCCCACCCUCCGUGCAUAUCACACGCUGCGCCUGGCGCUGGAAUUCCGAUCCCUGGAGCCUCAGGGACUGCUGCUGUACAACGGCAACGCCCGUGGCAAGGACUUCCUGGCACUGGCGCUGCUCGGUGGGCGCGUGCAGCUCAGGUUUGACACAGGUUCUGGACCAGCAAUACUGACCAGCUCAGUGCCUGUGGAACCAGGCCGGUGGCAUCGCCUGGAACUCUCACGGCAUUGGCGCCAAGGCACACUGUCAGUGGAUGGCGAGACCCCAGUUCUGGGCGAGAGCCCCAGUGGCACAGAUGGCCUCAACCUAGAUACCGACCUCUUUGUGGGCGGAGUCCCAGAGGACCAGGCUGACGUGGCCCGUGAGCGGACCUCCGUGGGCGUGGGCCUGAAGGGCUGCAUCCGCCUGCUGGAUGUCAACAAUCAGCGCCUGGAGCUGGGCCCCUGGCAGGGCGUGGUGUCCCGCAGCUCCGGGGUGGGAGAGUGUGGAGCGCACCCCUGCGUGCCCAGCCCCUGCCRUGGUGGGGCACCAUGCCAGGCCCUGGGAGACGACAUGUUUCACUGCCAGUGUCCACCUGGACGCUUUGGCCCAACCUGUGCGGAAGAGAAGAGCCCCUGCCAGCCGAACCCCUGCCACGGUGCAGCCCCCUGCCGCGUGCUACCCCAGGGCGGGGCCAGGUGCGAGUGCCCCGCGGGACGUAGAGGCACUCUCUGCCAGACAGUGUCUGAGAUGGAUGGUAGUGCCCAGCCCUUCCUGGCGGACUUCCAUGGCUUUUCCUACCUGGAGCUGAGAGGCUUGCACACCUUUGAGAGAGACCUGGGGGAGAAGAUGGCCCUCGAGGUGGUGUUCUUGGCCCGCGGACCCAGUGGUUUGCUCCUGUACAAUGGGCAAAAGACAGACGGCAAAGGGGACUUCGUGUCACUGGCCCUGCAGGACCAGCACCUGGAAUUCCGCUAUGACCUGGGCAAAGGGGCAGCAGUCAUCAGGAGCAAGGAACCCAUAGCCCUGGGCUCUUGGAUUAGGGUCUCGGUGGAGAGAAACGGCCGUAAGGGUGCCCUGCGUGUGGGUGAUGGGCCCCGCGUGCUGGGAGAGUCCCCGAAAUCCCGCAAGGUGCCGCAYACCAUGCUCAAUUUGAAGGAGCCGCUCUACAUCGGCGGUGCCCCCGACUUCAGCAAGCUGGCCCGGGCAGCUGCAGCAUCCUCUGGCUUCGACGGUGCCAUUCAGCUGGUCUCCUUGGGAGGCCGCCAGCUGUUGGCCCAGGAGCACGUGGUGCAGGCGGUGGACGUCUCAUCCUUUGCAGACCACCCUUGUACCCAGGCCUCCGGCCACCCCUGCCUCCAUGGCGCCUGGUGUCUCCCAAAGGAAGCCACCUACACAUGCCUGUGCCCCAUGGGCUUCUCGGGGCUGCACUGCGAGAAGGGGCUGGUUGAGAAGUCAGCAGGGGACCUCGAGGCACUGGCCUUCGAUGGGAGGACCUACAUCGAGUACCUCAACGCUGUGAUCGAGAGCGAACUGACCAAUGAGAUCCCAGUCCCCGAAACUCCGGAUUCUGGGGCCCUAAACAGCGAGAAAGCCCUGCAGACCAACCACUUUGAGCUCAGCUUGCGCACUGAAGCUACGCAGGGGCUGGUGCUGUGGAGUGGCAAGGCCACCGAGCGUGCGGACUACAUGGCGCUAGCCAUUGUGGAUGGACACCUUCAGCUGGCCUAUGACCUGGGCUCUCAGCCCGUGGUGCUGCGCUCCACCGUGAGGGUCAACACCAACCGCUGGUUGCGAGUCAGGGCUCACAGGGAGCAGAGAGAAGGUUCCCUUCAGGUGGGCAAUGAGGCCCCUGUGACUGGUUCCUCCCCACUGGGUGCCACACAGCUGGACACAGAUGGAACUCUUUGGCUCGGGGGCCUGCAGAAGCUGCCUGUGGGCCAGGCCCUGCCAAAGGCCUAUGGAACAGGUUUUGUGGGCUGCCUCCGGGAUGUGGUGGUAGGCCAGCGUCCACUGCACCUGCUGGAAGAUGCCCUCACCAAGCCAGAGCUGCGGCCCUGCCCAGCCUCCUAAACUGACGCCGGAGCACCUCCAUCUGCCCACCCUACUGUAAUUAUUUUCUAUUUUUGUAAACUGUUGCUUUUUGAUAUGAUUUUCUUGCCUGUGUGUUGGCCAGAGGGACUGCUGGCCUGUCCUCCCUUCCGUCCAGGCAGCUGUGCUGCAGAGACAGACUGGUAUCAAGAGGCUCCCAGGGGUGGUGUGGCAGCUUCAGGACGUGCCCCUUUGCCUCAGGGCACACACCAGCCCUUUGCACUGUGUGUCCCCUUGUGUCGGCCCCCACACCUCCCUCCUGUACCUGGUACUGGCAGACCCUGCUCCCGACCUCACCCUUGCUGCGUUUGGCGAAGCCUAUGGUCCCAGAGCAGGAGGGGGUUGCCAAGGCUUGAGGGGGCCGUUCCACUGACACCCCAUGGGACCUUUCUUGGUCCUGACUUAAGCUGCUGUUUCUUCCUUUGUGCUGUGGGUAGCCUUGCCCCAGGCUAGCCUGGACCCCAGGACUCCUGUGCCAAUACUGUGACUUAGAAAUGACGUGACCACUGAUGUCAUAUUCUGCCAUGGACCUGGUCCCCACACACACACUCCAGGCCCUGUGAGCAGCCCCUGAGAGGGAAUGGGCCACUGUGCAUGAUGUGGUUGACCUCUGUUGCCUGUGUCCUCCUCUAGAGUGAUGGAUGUCCAGGCCUGGCCACCCAACAUGUUCUUGGACCAUGGGUUUUAUUUGGUGCCCAAAGCAGAAGAGCUGUUAUCUUUCCUGUCCUGACUCCAGAGCAUUUAAGCAUCCUCAUCAGGGCCAGUAUGAGAAGUGAUUAUCUUUAUCUGAAAGUGACUGGGGUCUAGCCAGUGUCUGAACAAGACCAAAGUGUAGUGCAGGGGUGGCAGAGGUGGCCACAGAGUCAGAAAUGCCUUAAACUGCCACGUCUACCCCCCACUCCCUGCCUGGAUGCCCUUCCCAGUCCUCUUGGGAGUAAGACCAGACAACGGGGGUGGAGUUGGCAGCCUGGCCAUCCUCUGCUGGGGGUGGGGGGCUGCAGGAAACUGCCCUGAUGUAUCCUUACUAACUCCAGUAUGUGUCUUGUCAAGC